UAUGGAAAAGCCUCAAUCAAUAUGUGAUAUUAAUUUUGCAAAUGAGUGUCAGAAUGAUGUAGUCCUCGGGUCAUUUAACGUUUCACACCGUAAUGUGCUUCAUGGCACCGGAUCAGGAGCUUUUCUGUCACAGUGGUGAAACGGGGAAAUUGGUCAAAGUCAGUAAAUUGUGUGACAAAUGUAACUUACACUGCGGGUCUCUGUGGAUUACUGUUGAGAAAGCUGACCGAGCCGAUGCAGCACUUCAUCACGCUGAACACUGGAUUGAAGAAGCUAUCAUCAGGUGCAAAGAGAAGAUCAAGACUUCAACUGAACAGUACAAAAAGACCAAUAAGCAGCUGGAUAUGAAGGCUCAGCAGUUGUCUGCGACGCAGCUGAAAACUGAAGACCAGAUGUUGAAGUAAAUUGAGGGGAUGCUCUGCCAGAAGAGCCGCCUCAGGGAACGUCUAGCCAAGAUAAAGAAGGAAUCCAAAGAAGAAGAGGAAAACUUCCUCCAAGAGAUCUCAAGGUUCAACAGUGACUUCCGUCUUCGAGGGAACAGAGAGACAGUGUGUCAGCGCCAAACACACACUGAGCUUCUGGACCUGGAGGGGGAGGUGGACUCAUUACAUGAAGGGCAUAACAUACCCGCGGGAAACCGUCACGUGAGUUCCAUGCAGGAGGAGGAGAGAGCACUCCAGCUCGAACUGCAGGGCUUGGAUAACAUCCAGAAAGACCUGGACCGGCAGUUUAUUGGGGCUGAGGCACUGACAGAAUCUGUGAGAGUGGAGAGCCUGUUUGUCAGUCAGAAACCUGUCACUGACAGCACCUGUCUGAGUGACGGUGCUGGGUGCACGUCCUGCGCCUCCGACACAAUAAAUCCAACAGUACGCAGUAUCCAAUGCGACCAGUGGACACGCCUCAUUUUUACCAUGAUACAGCGACAUUGUGAAGCACAAUUUCAAGUGAUGUUUGUGGCCACAUAAAAGUAAAUAUUAGA
This is a messenger RNA of Acanthopagrus latus (yellowfin seabream), 979 nucleotides long. It is a transcript of the gene ccdc172, whose product is annotated as coiled-coil domain containing 172. NCBI's taxonomy places the organism in Eukaryota, Metazoa, Chordata, Actinopteri, Spariformes, Sparidae. The transcript is spliced from 7 exons. The record is from RefSeq and is a predicted model, not a curated record. Gene Ontology annotation, cellular component: cytoplasm.